GCUUAUAGCAUCAGCAACCUUCCUGUAGAAGUGGUACAGCUUAUUCUGAACUUCUUACCCAUCAAAGACGCAGCCAGAACAAGUGUGUUGUCAAGGGACUGGAGGCACCAUUGGAGGAGUAUUCCUCGGCUUGUAUUUGAUGGUGAUUUUGCUUCUCUCCGUUCACGUGAAUCCUGGUCUCGGUCCGAUUUGAGGCAGCUUAUGACGAGCAUCUACCAAGCUCUUCAGAUGGCAGCUGUGCUCCCUGAGUUCUUUGAGAGCUUCCUUCCAAAAUGCCCUCUGCUGGAAGAAUUAAAGAUUUUGAAUUGUCUGAACACUGAGGAGAUCGAACUUGUUGCUCCAUGUCUCAAAACAUUUCUCAUCUUUGGAUAUAUUGGAAGUCUUCACUUCAAGCGUACACCACUUCUUUCAGUGGUUUCAAUUCUUGUUGAUGAUGAAGCUGAUGAGAAUGACAUGGAAGUGGUAUUUGCUAAUCUCCCAGCACUGCAGCAGUUGUAUCUUAGCUUUGAAUUUCUGGAAGAACUUUGUAUUGGAGGGCCUGUUCCCAGAAGACUUCCCACUCUUCUUCAUUGUUUGGAAGAUCUCGCACUGCGUUCGUGUGCAUUUAUCGACUACUACAAUGGAUCGUUUGGGGAUAGUGUUCUCUUUUGUCUCAUCAGGAGUUCUCCCAAUUUGAAAACACUCACAAUGCAGGUUGGUUGA
Molecule: messenger RNA, 702 nt
Organism: Linum tenue
Lineage: Eukaryota; Viridiplantae; Streptophyta; Magnoliopsida; Malpighiales; Linaceae
Source: the annotation of a GenBank genome assembly